AUGCUCGACAGGAGCUUUCUCACUCCAGGCCAAUACAACAGCAUUAGACACUUCGAUGUCCAGAUCCACCAUAUCCUCCCCGAAGUCUUGCAUGGAAUUGGAGAAAUCCUAGUCAAAUAUCAAAUGCACUUCGAGUUUGGCCCAUUUCUCCUCCACCGGCACAGUGAGCUCCGUGCGGGUAGCGUCAUGGUGCAGAGGAACCCAGACACUGAAACCGAGAUCUGCAGGAUGGAGCGGCUGGAGAAUGAGGGGUCUCUCAGUCCUUGCUCAUUCUACAUGGACGCUGCUCGACACUUUAAGGCGUUCGAGUAUAAGGAAGGACCUGAAGUGGCUGUGCCACGAGAAGAAUUCCUGGAAGAGCUUGGGUCGUUUUUACAUAUUCAUCAACUGGGAGACGUUAUUGGUGUAUCAACGUUGCCAGCGGGUGAUGAGCUAUGGGUAGAAACGGUACUCGCAGACGGACAAGGCACGAUUGCGAGACGUAUCCCACACGAUCAGGCCUCACCAGGCGUUGUCACGGAAUGGGCUUUCUUUGUACAAGACGGUGUGCUCGGAUACAAAGAAAUGCGAAAGUGCAACACGCCACCAGAAGGUGGAGGCCAUGUGAGAAGCUGA
This is a messenger RNA of Bacidia gigantensis, 615 nucleotides long. RefSeq lists its product as uncharacterized. Lineage: Eukaryota; Fungi; Ascomycota; Lecanoromycetes; Lecanorales; Ramalinaceae. The coding region runs from base 1 to 615 and encodes 204 amino acids. The record is from RefSeq and is a predicted model, not a curated record. The transcript has a single exon.